Leptinotarsa decemlineata (Colorado potato beetle) is the source of this 1797-nucleotide messenger RNA. It is a transcript of the gene mst, whose product is annotated as misato mitochondrial distribution and morphology regulator. Gene Ontology annotation, biological process: mitochondrion organization. Lineage: Eukaryota; Metazoa; Arthropoda; Insecta; Coleoptera; Chrysomelidae. Gene Ontology annotation, cellular component: mitochondrion; cytoplasm. The record is from RefSeq and is a predicted model, not a curated record.
CGUUGUUAUGUGGUUAUGUUUAUUAUUUAUUUUCGUUUUUUCAUUGUUAAUGCGGUAGGAAAGUGAAGUUUUAAACACUAGCUUAAACGUAACUACAAUAACUUGCAACUUACCAUCAUGGUAGGUAAGGAAAUUCUGACAUUACAAUUUGGCCACUACUCAAACUUUGUGGGAACACACUGGUGGAACAUCCAAGAACAAGGAUUUGAAUACAAUUCCAAUAUCCCUUCAGAAAUCAACCACGACGUAUUAUACAGAGAAGGGUUGUCUCCUAGGGGGGAAGUAACUUUCACGCCUAGAUUACUUCUCGUUGACCUGAAAGGCAGUCUCAAAACCCUACCCGAAAUAGGAGAGUUGUACGAACGAUUACCUCAUCCUUCGGAGGUAAAGGUCGAAUGGGAUGAAAAUCUUGUCGAGACACGACCUGGCCCGAGCGAAGUCAAAAACAAGUUCCAGGCCGACUUGGAGGACCCCGAGAAACUGCAGUCUGUAUCUAAAGAAAGCUAUGAUUUUGACAAAGACGCUCGAGUGUGGUCAGAUUUCCUGUAUACUAGGUUUCACCCCAGGACAGUUAACAUUGUGAAGGAAUACCAGCACUGUAACGAAAACACUCCCUUCGAUGCCUUUCCCUUGGGGGCUUCUCUGUGGAAGACUCCUCAGUUUGAGGAAGAUUUCAGUGAUAAGAUCCGAAAUUAUAUAGAAGAGUGUGAUGGGUUCCAAGGUUUCCAUGUUCUUACAGAUUGCACCAAUGCCUUUGGGGGGCUGACUUCUUCCUGUAUGGAACACCUGCAAGACGACUAUGGCAGAAAGUCGAUACUGGUGUUUCCUGUGAUCCCUUCACAUUUUCCAGACAACGAGUACCAAACUGAAGAAGAGAAACUUCAGUCCGUUAUCAUAGAUUCAGUCAGGAUGCUGAACGUGGCGCUGAGUUUCAACGAAUUCACCGAGAACUCGUCUUUGCUGGUGCCUCUUUCUGUCGGCAGCACUGGCUGGAGACAACCUGGGUUGAAAAGGGAAUUCAGGAAUGUAGUAUAUGAUCCUAAACUCCCCUACCACUCAAGCGCCCUCUUGGCCACAGCUCUGGAAACCUUCUCGAUGAAAUACCGUCUCAAAUCCAGCGGUUUCGCUUUGGCAGACCUCAGCGCGGACCUGAACCAGGGUGGAAGGAAAGUAGCUGCAGCGAGUCUCUGCCUGCCGUUCCCCCUCAAAGAGGGAGGCGAUCUCUUGGAGUGUUUGGACAAAUGGGAGGGACCUCUGUUCCAAAGCAUUACUCCAAACUGCACAAUAGGAAACUACCGCGUGAUGCAGCACGUUGCCUUGAGAGGGAUCGCUGAAGAACGAUUGAAGAAACCUUUGAACCAAGCCCAAAAGCAGCGUGAACUGCCAGCCUACAGGUGCGACUCCAUCGAGGAAAUGUUGACUCUCUUCCUGUCCUACACAUCUGAAGCGACGGCUAGUAACGUGACUGUUGUGCAUAAACCCCUGGACGUUCGAAACCCUUUUCCGAGGAUUUUCAACCGCAAUAUAGGGCAAAAUGGAUGUGUGUCGGAAUUUGAGAGAGCGGACGGUAUUGGUGUGGAAAAAGUUCCCGUUUUAUCAGGAUUGCAUACUGGAUCAGAAGUGGGGCAGAUGUUGGAGAAUCUCCACACGGAAGCGAGGAAAAUAAAAGUAGCAAGGUUUCACCAGUUUGCAAGCGAAGGGAUACAGAAAGAUGAUUUUGAGGAAUGCUUGGAUAAUUUAUUUGCCUUGAGGGAGAACUAUGAAGAUAGUUAUGUAAUAUAAGAGUGAUUUUAGAAA